This is a messenger RNA of Xenopus laevis (African clawed frog), 2376 nucleotides long. Its product is annotated as extracellular calcium-sensing receptor. Lineage: Eukaryota; Metazoa; Chordata; Amphibia; Anura; Pipidae. Bases 1 to 2376 code for a protein of 791 amino acids. The record is from RefSeq and is a predicted model, not a curated record. The transcript has 5 exons.
AUGGUAUUUGCAAUACUGAAAAUAAAUGCAUCAAAUGAACUUCUGCCCAAUAUAACACUGGGCUUCAAACUCUAUGAUUCAUGUUACAGUGAACUACUAUCAUUAAUGGGAGCAACACGGAUUUUGUCAGGGAAAAAGAUUGGAGUACCAAAUUUUAACUGCAACAAGGAUAUCAUGCCAUUGGCUAUUAUUGGUGACCUGACCUCUAAGGCCUCCGUGCCCCUAGCGAGGAUCUUGGGAUUAAACAGAUAUCCACAGGUUAGCUAUGCUUCAGGCCAAGCUUUACUGAGUGAUAAAAUACAGUUCCCAUCCUUCCUCAGGACAAUGUAUAAUGGUGACUAUGAAUGUUUUGCCAUUGCUCAAUUGGUUAAGUACUUUAACUGGACAUGGGUGGGUAUGAUAUACUCAAAUAAUGACUUGGGCAGGUCAGGUGCUCAGCUGUUAACUAGAGAAAUAGAGAAAAAUGGUGGAUGCAUUGCAUUCCAGGAGACACUUCCUAUAAGCAGCUCCAUGGAAUCAGUCUACCGUAUCACUGGUGUUGUCAAGAGAUCCAGAGCAACAGUGAUUAUCUUAUGUUGCACCAUAGAAAACCUUGUCUCUUUAAUGGAAGAGGCUUCUUUUCGCAAUAUCACUGACAAAGUCUGGGUGGGGACAUCUGGCUGGUUCAUUACUUCUGAUUUUCCUAGAAGAGACAUUUUAACAACCUUAAAUGGGAGCUUUGGAAUAGCGGCUCAAAAUGGAAAAAUACCAGGCUUUAAGGAAUUUCUUUAUAACAUUCAUCCUUCUUUGUUUUUAAAUGAUCCUUUCAUGAAGACAUUUUGGGAGAAUGCUUUUCACUGUGUUUGGCCACAAAAUGAUGCCUACAAUAAAACAUCUCCUGCACUGCUUAAAGAAGAUAUUGUUUGGUGCACAGGAAAGGAGAAAUUGAACAAUAUUGAUGUAAAUAUAUAUGAUGUCUACAACUUUAAAUAUACAUACAAAGUGCAUAACGCUGUCUUUGCAGUAGCUCAUGCUUUGCACCAGAUGAAGAUCUGUGUUUCAGGAAAAGGUCCUUUCAAAAAUGGAUCUUGCGCUGAUAUUUAUAAUCAUCAACCUUGGCAGCUGCUUCAUUACAUCAAGAAAGUUGUCUUCAAUAACACAGCAGGGGAUCAAAUAUAUUUUGAUGAGAAUGGGGAUGUUCCUGUCUAUGUGGAUAUCUUGAACUGGCAGUUGUUUCCUAAUGGAAGUAAUCAGUAUGUCCAUGUUGGUAGUUUUGAUGCCAGCUCUCCCAAAGGCCAGGAACUUAAUAUUUGGCUAAACAAGAUUUUAUGGAAGGGAGGGCACAACAAUGUCCCUGCCUCAGUUUGCAGUAAUCCAUGUCCCAAUGGUUACAGAAGAGCUGCACUUCAAGGACAGAAAGCCUGCUGCUUUGAUUGUGUGCCAUGUUCUGAAGGAGAGAUUCUCAACCCAUAUGAUGAGAGUGACUGUAUCAAGUGUCCAGAAGACAAAUGGCCUGACAGCAGAAAAAAAGAAUGUCUCUCAAAGCUCAUGCAGUUCCUUUCUUAUGAUGAGGCACUGGGUUUCUCUUUAGCUUGUAUGUCAAUCUUGUUUUGUCUCCUUACAAUUUUUGUGUUGUGUCUGUUCACAAUAAAAAGAAAGACCCCCAUCGUAAAGGCAAAUAACAGAGAGCUCAGUUACCUACUUCUCAUCUCCCUUAUGUUUGGCUUCAUGUGUUCCUUGUUAUUCAUUGGUAGACCCAACCAGAUCACAUGUAUGAUACGCCGGGUCAUAUUUGCUGUCAUCUUUUCACUGUGUGUUUCUGCCUUACUAGCAAAGACUAUCACUGUCAUAAUGAUAUUUAGUGCUACAAAUCCAGACAGUAAAUUGAAAAAACUGGUGGGAUUAAGAAUUCCUAUUUAUAUUGUCCCUGGGUGCACAAUUAUUCAGAUAAUUCUGUGCUCUGUUUGGUUGACAACAGCAGCUCCAUUUGCAGAAUUCAAUAUGGCAGCAGAAAAAGGAAUAAUAGUGAUUGAGUGCAAUGAAGGAUCCAGGGUGUUGUUUACUUGUGUCUUGGGCUAUAUGGGUCUCUUAGCUACUAUUAGUCUAUCAGUUGCAUUUCUGGCGAGGAAGCUCCCUGACACAUUUAAUGAGACCAAGUUCAUUACAUUCAGUAUGUUGGUAUUUGCCAGUGUUUGGGUGACAUUUAUACCCGCUUACCUCAGUACAAAGGGUAAACAGACAGUGGCAGUAGAAAUAUUUGCCAUUCUCUCUUCAAGUGGUGGUUUUCUUGUUUGCAUCUUUUUUCCAAAAUGUUAUAUUAUAUUACUGCACCCAGAAAUGAACAGCAGACAGAAUUUCAAAGGGAGAAAUACUACAACCCACAGAGUACCGAAAUAA